GUGACGUCACUGCCACUGCUGCUGCUGCUGCCGCGAGGAGGAGGAGCGCGCGGGGCAUCAUCCAUUAGCAUCAGGCUAACAGGCUAACAGUGACCGACAGCAGCUAUGGUCCGGAACCGCGGUCCAGUCCGUGUCCUGGUAUGAGCUGGUUUAAGAAGAACUCACAGCGGGACUAUGGGGAGUGGAUUUUAAACAACAUCCGGGUUCAUAAUGAAGAGACGAAGUGAGGUAAGAGGUUCGAGUCUAACGGUUCAGUUCAUCAGAAUUAUGCUAGUUAGCCUGUUUACGGGUCCAAAUGAGCUCUGUUUAAGAAAGAGUAUCCUCAUUGACGGCCCGGUUCUGGUCGGUUCUGGUCAUUUAUAGGCCCAUGUAGCUGCAUGUUGGCACAGAGUCAAAGGAACCUUGACUGGACCUGAGUCCACCUCUGCGUCAGUCUGGGUCUGUUCGGAACUUGGACAGGUGAGCUACACUUCCUCACCUGUCCGUGGAUCAGAACAGACUCACCUGCUCACCUGAAAAGGUGUUUGUCCACGUGUGUGUGUGUGUGUGUGUGUGUGUGUGUGUGUGUGUCCCCCCACACCAUCCUCCAGAUCAGCUGCAGUGAACAGGACCCCCCCUGAGUGUAGGGCUGGGCGAUAUGAGUUAAAGUCUAUCACGGUAUAUAUUUAUAUAUCGGUCAAUAUCGAUAAGUAUCAGGAUAUAUAAAUGAUGUUUAUCAGUGUUCAUUCAGGCCUCCACAGUCCUGAGACGUUUCACUGCCACUAAAAAUACAUGUGUGUGAAUCAUCAAAUGUAUUUAGGGUCACAUGUGUGAAUAAAAAAAUCAGUUUUCAUUGAUCCCUGAAGGUCUUUGUGCUCCUUCCUUUUUUAACUCAGGAGAACAUGUGAACAGAGUUAGAGUCUGACCCUGUUAUUGAUCACAGGUCUUUUACGAUACAAUAAUCUCCUGCAUCUGUGAGGUCUUUGUCUACGUUCACACCGCAGGUUCUGAUGCUCAAUUCGGAUUUUUUGUUAACUCCGAUCUUUUUGUGCGGUCGUUCACAUUACAACAACAACAACGAAUGUGUCCGUGAAGUGACCCGCAUGCGCACAAAACUCAAACUGCUUUCCGCGCUUGAUUGUGUUGUCGAACAACGGUGACGUUUGUCGCAUAUUGAUUAGGUAUAGGUCGACCUGAGCGUCCACACUGCAGUCACAUCGGUUACAUAUCUGAUUUAUAUCCACAUACAGAAGAGGCCUGGGUCGGAUCAGAACCAAUCAGAACUGACCUGUUCACACUUAGAUGAAAACAUCAGAUAUGAGUCACAGAUGGUUAAAACAUCAGACCUGCAGUCUGAACACAGCCUUUGUGUCUCUUCGGCGUUUUGUCGUAAGGCGUUGUGAUGUUAAAGUGCUAUGGUUGGGUGGAGCUGCUGUCUGCUACGACUUUGCAGCUGUUUGAUACUUGGUUCUAAUUCAGAACAUGAUUGGUUCAGACCUGGAAAACUCCCCUUUUUAUUGGCUGUUCUUUAGGGGUGGGAGACAAAAAACAAUUCAUAUAAGUAUCAAGAUUUUUUGUUUUACAAUUUUUAAAUCAAAUAUUUUUCUUCAAAUUUUCAGAAUAAAUCCUAAAAUCUGACCUCCAUGUGUAUUUUUGUGUAAAUCUGGUUCCUUUAAUAGUCAGCAGACGAUCAUAAUCAUUGAUCUGUUUCACUUUAAAAUACAGACUAAAGAUCGAGAAAAUCAACAAUAUCGUAGAAUCACAAUUUAAAUCAAAUCAACAUCCAAACAAUCGUAGAAGAAUCGAAUCAGGAGAAAAGCAGAUCGUCCAGCCCGACUGUUCGUUAGUCGACAAAAACAUGUCAGAAUGACGACUAUUGAAAAGGAUAUUGAUCAUGUUUUAUAUUGAUAUUGAGGGACAUUAACUUUAUAUAUAUAUAAUGUUUUGUUUUGUUUAUAUCUGAAUGUGCUCUCUGUUCCAGUGAGGAGUCUCGGUCUCUGAUGCCAGGUCCAGGCUGCACCUGAGAGCUCAGGAUGAGUGGGGCUGGAGAGCACACGGACAUCCUGUCAGUGGCAGACGUGGUCAGAGACAGAUGGAAGGUGGUGAGUGUCACAGACAGCAGAAGAGAUGGACGUCACACCUGCACGUUGUUCAGUCCUCAUGGUUCUGCUCUGUGACUCAGUGUUCCUGUCUUUUUAGGUGAGGAAGAUCGGUGGGGGCGGGUUCGGGGAGAUUUAUGAGGUUCUGGAUCAGCUGAGCCAGGCCACCGUCGCCUUAAAGGUGGAGUCGGCCCAACAACCCAAACAAGUGCUGAAGAUGGAGGUGGCUGUGCUGAAGAAGCUCCAGGGUGAGAGAGACCGACAAACACACACAGACCAGAGAGUCCUGAUCCAGUUAUUUUUUAUACUUUAUUUCAUUCAGUUCAUAUUUAAAACCUUCAAAACAAACGAGUAAAAACCUCAAACAUGUGAAUGUAAAAGAGCAGAAAGAAGAAAAACUCUUUAGAUUCAUCAACUAAACACAGAAUAAUCAAAUAAAGCAGAGCUGCAGGACCACAUGUUUUUUUAUUAUUUCUUAUUCUCAGAAACAAACAGUUAAAACCACAUUAAUUCACAUUUUUACACAAACAAACAGACUCAGACUCAGAUGAACAUGUUUCCCUGUUUUUACUCGACAGACUGACUUUUUUUAAAGAUCAAAUCUGAUUUAGUUUCUUUAGUUUCUUUAGUUUCUUCCACAAACUUCUUCCUCUCUCUGUAACUCAGCGCUCAUUCACUUUAGUUCUGAAUCUUUAUAAAUAUUUAAAAUCCUUUUAAAUCAUAAUAAACUUUCUCCUUUUUCUAAUCGGCUCUGGAUGUUGAUGGUAAAAUUUUCGUGGGCAGGUGUCCACUCUUCACAUGUUCACAGAGACAGAAGUUGGUCUGUGUUUACGUUCACUUUGGUCGUUAUAAGUUUUUGUAGCGUUGACAGGUACGGGGUCAUUUAGCAGAGGCUUUUAUCCAAAGCAGCGUAGAUCUAAACCACAUAGAGAUGACUGCAGGGAUGUCAGGAUACUCUGAGUUUGAGACAGUGAUUCUAUCUCUUAUCAGGUAAAGAUCACGUGUGCCGCUUUGUGGGCUGUGGACGCAACGACCGCUUCAACUACGUGGUGAUGGAGCUCCAGGUAGGAUCUGUCCGGUCCGUGAUUUUCUACCUGCAGCUCAUGAGUGAGAAAUCUGAUGGUGAAUCUUUGCUCUCUGAAGGGGAGGAAUCUGGCAGAUCUACGUCGAACCAUGAGCCGGGCCACCUUCUCUGUCUCCACGACUCUGAGGCUGGGCAAACAGAUCUUAGAGGCCAUCGAGAGCAUCCACUCUGUGGGCUUCCUGCACCGCGACAUUAAACCUGUGAGUAGACCUGACGCCUGCUCCACCUUAGAUGGUGCCAUCACUCUUCUACGACCAGAGAAGUAAAUCUGAACGUGUUCGUCUGUUUUAAACCUAGUCGAACUUCGCCAUGGGGAGACUCGCCAGUACCUGCAGAUGCUGCUACAUGCUUGAUUUCGGGUUGGCCCGCCAGUUUACCAACUCCAGCCAGGAAGUCCGUCCAGUAAGUACUCUGACUGGUUAUUGCCCCUGGGAUUAAACAGGACCUGAGUGACUGAGGACAGUCAGCCUAAGAAACCUGGGUGUCCUCUUUGACGGAGACAUGUCCUCCGUGCAACACCGACGAGAAACGAGGAAAAUCUCUGAGUUUAGGAAAAGGGUGUCUCAGAAUGACCUGGAGCUCAUCGUUCAGGCCUCUGUGUCGUCACGUUUAGACGACUGUUACAGUUUGUUUUCAUGUCUGAACAAAAAGGAGCGGUCUCGUCUUCAGUCAGUCCAAAACUCUGCAGAGAGAGUUCUGACCCGCGCUAACAGGAGGACUCAUAUGUCCCCUCUUCUUAGAGCUCUUCACUGGCUGUCUGCGUCCUCGAGGAUCCGUUUUUAAAGUCUGGUUCUGACAUUUAGAGCUCCACAUGGUCAGGCUCCAUCUUUCAUUUGUGACCUGAUCCAGCCCUACACCCCCUUUGGGCUCUGAGGUCCGUGGAUCAGAACCUGCUGAUGGUUCCGUUCACUCGUUCACGGAUCCUUCCGGGCUUUGGAGUGAUCUUCUCUCUCUGUUGACUCUUUAACUCCAGACUGAUCUAUCAGGCGUUUGUUUGGUUGUUUUGGGCUGAUAUGACUGUUUCAUGUCGUUGUCUCGAUCUUUUCUUUUGUACAUUUUUAUUUUUGUCCAUGUGAAAAGUGUUUUACAAAUGAAGUUGACUUCCUUCCUUCCUGUUGGAGGCGGAUUAGUUAAAAACAAAUGAAGGAGACAUCUAGAUGACCUUUUGAAUGAUGGUCAUGGUAAAGAUGGCGUCCUGUCUGUAACGCCUCUAACGUUGUCGUCCUUCAGCCUCGUCCUGUCGCAGGUUUCAGAGGAACUGUUCGAUACGCUUCGAUAAACGCUCAUAAAAAUAAGGUGAGACGUCUCCAUCCUCACACUCUCCUCCUUUUAUCCCGUCUUUUUUACUCUUCAUAUGAACUCACAGCUGUUUGUCUGACCGUGCAGGAAAUGGGUCGUCAUGACGACCUGUGGUCCCUCUUCUACAUGCUGGUGGAGUUCACGGUCGGUCAGCUGCCCUGGAGGAAAAUUAAAGAUAAAGUACGUGUCUCUUUGUCUCGGUAAAUCCUCGUUUGUUCCUCCUCUAACUCCUCCCUCUCUUUUUUCAGGAACAGGUGGGAAACCUGAAGGAGACGUACGACCAUCGUCUCAUGUUGAAGCACCUCCCCUCAGAGUUCACUACGUUCCUGGAUCACAUCCUGACCUUGGACUACUUCACUAAGCCGGACUAUCAGGUCGGUCAGGUCUCUCUGAGCCUGUUUUUGCAGACCGUGUCCGCUGUGCGACUAAAUGCUGAGGCGGGUGUUUUCUGUGUGACAGCUCCUGAUGUCAGUGUUUGAAAACGCCAUGAAGAGCCACAGCGUGCUGGAGAACGACCCUUAUGACUGGGAGAAAUGUGAUUCAGAGGAUGUGCUGACCAUCACCGCCACCGCCACCACCGCCCAGCAGCUGACCCGCCUCACUCCGGCCUACCUCGGGUAUUUAAAACAUCCGUCCUUCACAGUCUGCUGAUGGGGGCGGAGCUUAAAUAUGAGGCUGACCUUCCCCUCUCCUCCACAGCAUGGCCAACGCUUCGGUGCUGCCGGGUGAGCUGCAGAGGGAGAACACCGAGGACGUCCUGCAGGGGGAGCGCCUCAGUGACGCCGACAACUGCCCCCCCAUCCCCACCCCGACCACCCCGGGUGGAGACGUUUGGGAGGAGAUGGAUCGCAAUCGGAACCAUAAACACGCCCAGCCGCUGAUCAGGAAGGUCAGGGGAACGUGGUUGAGCGUGAGCUCUGUGUGUGACCGUUACUCUUCCAUCUGUGAGCGUCCUCGGACUGAAUCAUGUCUGAGAAAUCAUGAUGGCGUCCUGACGACCUUUGACACUCAGGAAGAGCUCCUCCUGUAUCUCCUGUUCUUAAACUCUCACUCCGGUCGUUUACAGUCUCACUUUAAUCAGACUAAACUCAGAACUCGUCCUUUCCUCUGAAUCUUCUCUCCUUGUCCUCGUUUACAUGCAGCUGAGAAAAUUAAAUUAUUAUUAUUCUCUGUUCCUCGUUUUGAGACCGUCCAUAAACUUUAAAGUGUCCGUUUCUGUCAGGACAGGAAGCAUGACGGCGCUCUCCUCCUCGUUCUGAAAGUCGACCUUCUUUCGUGUUUCAGCUGCUUCUGAGUCGAAAGUUCUUUAAAUGAUGGCGACACUUCCUCUUUGGUGUUUCUGGUCCGGGGUUACAGAGUUGUGGCGCACACACACACACACAUUGUCCGAUCAAACUUUCAUUUCAACUGUUGUCAGAAUCUGGUUCUGGAUCAUCUGAAGGUCUUCUCUGAAAACAUCUUUGUCUGGAUGGACGCAGAUGUUCCUCCUAAACCUGGAGAUGUUGUCUAAAACUGAGGAUGCAGCAUCUAUGUUUUCCAACUCUUCGUUGAAAGGACAGCUGGACUUACUUGGGAUGUUUCGCCUUAGGCAAAACGUCCCAAGUAAGUCCAGCUGUCCUUUCCAAAAGAGUCUAACCCCCGACCUCCACCUUCAUCCUGAUCGUCUCCUAAAAGGUCGUAUCCUCCGAUCGUAGCUGAUCGUAACCAUUCAAGUUAACGUGUCAAUUUACACCGACUUCUUUCCGUUCCUCUGAGGAUUGCCGGACUCCUCAGCUGAUCACAAGAGUUCUGUUUCCCGUUAAUCACAGUAAAGCGGUAAUCCGGUUUCCUGAGUGUCCUGUAAACGUUCAGACUGAUGUCUCUCUGUGGUCGGAACUGAAAAACAUCAUGGUGCUGUCACUGGACUUAAACUGGGAAGACUGGUACGUUUGACUUUAGAGGUGUUGUAGUCAGGAUCUGAGGAAGUUCCAGUUUUUAGGAGAAAUCUUGAAAGUAAACUCGACUCCUCCAACCAGUUUUCCCCUCAGCUCCUCCUCUCCCCUCAAGCCCCGCCCACAAACAGACGCUCCUGCUCGCUCGUGUCGUUCCAAUUCUGGUUGGUUUCUACUGUCCGAUAUUGUAGCACGCUAACUUUGUUUGGGCUCCUGAACGACACGGGGGAGCAGCGUCUGCCUCACAACCAAUCAGGUUAGAGGAGGUGGAGAACGGCUUUGUUUACAGUCAGAAAGAGCGGACCGCUCAAAAAUGUUCAAAUGUUGACGACACAGACAGAAGAGAACACAGAGAUAUCGAUAUAUUACCAAAUAAUCAAUAACUAAUAACUAUUGACUGAUAUUAGAAGAUUCCUGUCUCCUCCACCUGUAACUGAAGUCAGACGAUGUUUUUGUUAAAAAUCGUAUUUUUCUUCGACAGUAAAUCGGCAACAACAUGAACACCUUUCUCCACAGGGGGUCGCUGAAGAGCUGAUCUGGGUGUCCUCCAGGUGGGUCCAGUUCUCAGUUCUUUUCCUUCUCUUCUAGGUGGUCAGUGAGGAUGAACACAGUCAGAACCAGGGGAACCAGAGUCCCAACACCGGCUCCAUGCAGAGUUCUCCAAGGCGAGUCCGGUCAGAGACCAUGUUCCUGGAGCGGGCCGCGCCUCUGCUCCGGAGGAUGAGACACAGCCAGAGUCUGGCGUUUGAGAAGAGACUCGCACCAGAACCCAAACCCACCAUCGAGCGCUUCCUUGAAGCUUAGUAAGUCCAAAAGCAGAAAGUACCGAGUGUGUUUGUGAGGUUUUGGUUCCACUCACUAAAACCGUCUGGUUUCAGUUUGGGAAAACAGCGUCCUGGUCUGAUUCCUGAGCGUCUGCAGUCGCCCUCCUGUAACGAGGAACACUCCGGCACGGCGACCCCUGACCCCGAGGAGGGCGCGGCCAGCAGCGGCUUCGUAGCGGUGAACCUCAGUCCGGUCCCUCAGGAGGGAGACUCUCAGGAGUGGGUGAUGCUGGAGCUCGAGCAAGGAAGCGGGUCUGGAACCACCAAGCCUCCUGGUGAGGACAAGCUGAGGACACAGACCCCCGCUGAGACCGAGGACCAGUCCACCGACCCACAGGACGCCCAGCCAGCAGCAGCCGUACCCAGCAGUCCGGUCCUCUCACAGAUGACCAUGCCCGGCACGUGGUUACUGGGUCACAGGAGACUGCCGGGCAUGCUGGGACAGAUGCCGUCAGUCAUCAUGGGGAGACCUCCGAUGGACCAGGUGAGGAGGACGUGUUUGUCUGAACCCUCAGUUCUUAUUAAAGAUCAGAAAAUCUCAUUUAGAGUCAAAAAUAAAAAACUCGGUGUCUCCUGAAGUUCUCCGUCACUUUAGCUCCGCCCACCCUCCUUUGUCGGCCAAUAGACUUCCACUAAAAACAGGUUUUUUGACACUAGAUCUGGAUGUCUCAGAGUGGGACAUGUGUGGAAGGAAGAGUCUGUGUGCUCCUGCGUGUGUGCACGGGUGAGUGUCUGCGUCCAUGUUUAGAACCGGGCAUGCUGGGAGUUUUUAAGAUCUGACGUCCAAGUUCUUCAGUGAGGGACAAACUCAUAAAUGAUUCCUGUCUCACAUUAAUUUAAUAUGAACACAUGAAUUCACAGUGAGGUGGUCUACUAGUCCAGAACAGAGUCCUGAGUCCAGGUUUACUCAGACCCCGGUCUUACCAGCUCUUGUCUCCUCUCAGUCCUCCAGCUCUGGACCGCAGUCUCCUGGACAGGAGCGGAGUGACGCCAUCCCCCUGGAGGCGCCGGAGAAAACCCUGAAGGACGAAGACCGGCUGGAGUUCUCUCCAGGUCCAGGUCUGGUCAAAGGUCCCGCUGCGACCCUGACCAACGACAGAGACCCCGAGAGUGACUCGGGUCUGCCGGACCGGUCCUCUGAGCCCAAUCAGCAGCCUCAGGCCGACGCAGCAGGAGGGGCCGUGGAGAGUACCGUCACGGUCUCCUCGUCCCCCCCACCGGCUCUCCUCAGGAGGAGAGACUCCCCCCUGUCCCCGAGACUGAGCCGCAUCCCGGUACGAGACCCCAGCGCCCCCCUGGACUCUCCGGUCAAAGAUCCCACCGCUGAGAGGCGUCACCGCUGGAGCAGUCCCGUCCCCGGCUCCCCCACCCACUCCCCCUCCCCCUCUCUGUCAUGUGACAACCUGCCGUGUGCGUUACCCAGAGACCGGCUGUCCUCCGACCGAGGGUCCAGGUCCGACUGUGUGGGCGAAGACCCCCUGUCUCUGUCCUCGUCGUCAGGGAGUAAAAGUAAGAUCCCUCGGCCCGUGAGCGCCACCUUUGUACCGGAACAACUCACCAGCAGGUUUCUGCCCCGCCCACCUCCUGGGAAACCCCCCCUCCGGCCCUGCGUGGACAACAGGUACAUGAACCACAUUUCCCAUGAUGCUCUCUGUAAAAACCGUCAUGUUUCAGAGGUACAACAGCGGUCCUGAAGAGAGCCGGUCUAGACCGAACCCUUCGUCACAGUCAUUCAGGUCCAGUCCGGUCUAAACCCAGACCCGGGUCCUCAUUUAUCGACGCGGCGUUCGUACAGACGUGUUUUCGUAACGAGUUCGUACGAACGUUCACACGCAGAGUCUGAUCGACCUGGACGUGAAGUGGAUCUAAACUCUGAGCAGGUUUACACUAAGGGUGUGGAAAAUAAUCGAUAUCAAUCGAUGCAUCGAUGCGCAUGUGCGCGAUGCGACUGCGUCGGCUCAUUCACUGGGUAUCGAUGCAAUUGACGGGUUAAAUCUAGAUUCAUCUAGAUGCGUUGGUGGGUAUCGGUAAAAUCCGAUGCAAGCGCCGUUUUAUUCAUGUUAAACUUCACCCAAUCUGCUGUUUCCCAGGCGCAUUGAAUGCACCAUCAUUUUUUCACGUUUUGUAUUGAAUACGGACGGAAGCCGUGAGGGACAUACCAUGCACUACUACUAAAACAGCAUGGACCACAUUCAAGUGAGCAGCAGCGAGAAAGAGCUUAUAUGUAAUGCACCCGCUACGUUUAAAUCAUAUGUUUGGAAACACUACGGAUUUGCAAAGAAAGACGGAAAGCUCGACAAAACGUCCGUCAUUUGCAAAGAAUGCCGCAUUAAGAAGCCGUACAACGGCGGCACGACAAACAUGCAGACCCACUUAAAAAGAGAACACCACAUCACCUAACGCCAAGUCUAACGCCACCUCCCCUCCCUUAACAUUGAUUGCACUGAUGAAAGUGUCACUUUAGGUUACUCAUUGAGAGUGUUUUGUUGUUGCUGUUUACUGUACUUUUUACAGCAGUAAUUAUUGUGUAAUUGUUUUACUCUUAUUAUUGCAGAACUCACUCAAAUCACUGAUUUUGUGGCCAGUUAGAAAGUCAACUCUAGCACAUUGGUUUGGCAGACAGUAGUAUGGCCAUUGAAUGGUUUAUUUGCAUCAUGUUAGGCAGUGCAUUAGUUGUUUAAUAAUGUGUACUGUAAUAUUACCCAACAAGUAUAGAGCACUUGUGUGAUGUAGGGUUGGGGCCGAUACCGAUUAUUGGGGGGGUCCGAUUACCGAUGAAUCGGCCGAUUUUUAAAAUCUUUAAUGAAGUUAUAAAUAUAAAUAUUUACUGUAAAUAAACUGAAGGCUGCUGCUCGUCACGCCGACAGGAAGACGGACGGAUCAAACUGGGACCAGAACAGCGUUUUACUGACCCGUGUUUUCGAUCGACCGCGUCCGCAGAGUUUUAUCUGAAUUUCGUUCCUACGACAGAAUUUCGAACCGUUUCUCCGAACGGUUGAUAAACGAGGACCCUGGAGUGAAACGUUUGACGGCGUUGAGCGAGUCGGAGUGAAGAGGAGGAAGGAAAUGUCAGAUGUGGGCGUGGUUUUCUCAUCUCUCCUUCUCUUACUGUCUUUAGGAGACGGAGGUUAAGGGUGCGAGCCAGCAGCACCAGCGACGCAGACUUCCUGGCCAGUCUGACUCAACUGAUGCAAGACCGCAGCAGGAUGCUCUUCAGCCCUCCUCCUCGCCCUCGCAGCUCCUCCUCCUCCCUGCAACGCUCGCUAAGCUCCUCCCCCUCCAGACAAGAGUUGCGUGAUGGCGGUGCCCUGCAGGGACGCAGCCGCUCUCCGUCCAGCUUAUCUGGCUCCCCUCCUGCCCGUCACGCUCACCCACAGGACCGGUCCGGAGGGCAGGGUCUGUGGGGCCACUGCUCCAGGGGGCGGGGUCUGAUCCACGAGGGAAAAGGCUCGGGCAAAGUGAACCGAUGACUGCGUACGACACGAGUGACGAGUCUGUGCGGCGCAACUGUAGCCAGAGACUGAGCCCCGCCCAGUCCCUGAUAGCAUGUGUAAAUGAGAUAUUUACUCAAGGGAAUGUAUGUAAUGUAAAAACUACGAUCAAAUGUACGUAUUUAUUUAUUUAUUCGUCCUCUCCGAAUACUUGAGGACGUGUCUGGAUACGUGACAAAGGUCGAGAUGAUAACCUCAUGAUUGCCAACUCUUUACCUCUCAUUUCACUCCUCUGAACGCUCAUGUCGGCUCAUCAUGAGAGCAAAAAGAUCAUGUUUCAUACCUGAGGAUGUACAAAAACACGCUAACUUUAGAGACGAACCAUCAGAGUAAUGGUAGACACUCAUAGAAACCCUGUACUCACAUUAUACAAACACUAAUAGUCAAUAUCACGAGCAGUAAACCAACGCCAGCGUGAAGCGUGCAGAAGCAGGGCGUGCAGAAGCAGGGCGUGCAGCCCGCUGACCUCACAGAAGAAGAAGAAGAGAACAGCUGAAAUGAAAACUCUGUGACCGUGAGCGGCUCGUUUAGCGUUUCACCGUGUAGUCGUAGUAGUAUGCUUUUACUUUGCUCGGAAAUACUCGUCACAGAAGGCGCCGCGUAGUAGAAUGUACAUGUAAGUGCACUCAUCUUUCAGUAUUGUAAACGUGCAUGAGAUCUUUGUUUUUGUUUUUUUAUUUGUACAAACUGAUGAGACAUCUGUUUUUUUUAUUCAGCUGCUUCUGAUCAAAAUACAUCCAAAUAUAGACAAGAAACACA
This is a messenger RNA of Xyrichtys novacula (pearly razorfish), 11466 nucleotides long. NCBI's taxonomy places the organism in Eukaryota, Metazoa, Chordata, Actinopteri, Labriformes, Labridae. The record is from the annotation of a GenBank genome assembly.